UUGUCGCUUACUAGACCUUAUUUUGUCUUGGAUCUCAGUAAUAAAUUUCUCAUUUAGAGCCGCUCACUCGCCUGCUGCUAACUUUAGUGGGACGAUCCCCGAACAAACCAUAUAAAAAUUUACUGCCAUCUUUAAAUUUAAGGAUCAUUUGAACAGAUAAUCUCUUCCUCUUUUAGACCGUUCCUUUAACAUCACACACACCCUACCAUUAUCAUGUCUCUUGGUCCUGAAUCCUUAAAGGGUAAGAAAUACCCUGCCAAACAACAUGCUAGAAAUGUUUAUGCUCAUUUAAAAGAAAAGAAUUUAUCAAAAGCUCAAACUUCAGUAUUAUUUAUUAGUGGAGAAGAUAAUGAAUUGAUUUUAUAUAGUGAUCAAAAUAAACCAUUCCGUCAAAAUAGAUACUUUUUCUAUUUAUCAGGUUGUGGAAUUCCAGGAUCUCAUAUUGUUUAUCAACCUCAAAAUGAUCAUUUAACUUUAUAUUUACCAAACAUUGAUUGGGAAGAUGUUAUGUGGUCUGGUUUACCAUUAAGUUUAGAAAAUGCUAAAUUAAAAUUCGAUGCUGAUGAAAUUAAAUAUGUUGAAACUUUACAAGCUGAUUUAGAAUCAAUUAAUACCGUUCAUUUACUUACUACUGAUAUUAAUAAAUCAAAUAUUAAAUUUGCUUCUAUCUUAAAGGAAGGUGAUAAAGAUUUAUUUUAUGCCAUGGAUGAAGCAAGAUUAAUUAAAGAUUCUUAUGAAAUUGAAUUAAUGAAACAUGCUUCUAAGAUUAGUGAUAAUUGUCAUUUAGCUGUUAUGUCAGCUACUCCAAUUGAAACCAAUGAAACUCAUAUUCAUGCUGAAUUCAUGUAUCAUGCUAUUAGACAAGGUUCAAAAUAUCAAAGUUAUGAUCCAAUCUGUUGUACUGGUCCUUCAUGUUCAACCUUACAUUAUAUCAAGAAUGAUGAUGAAAUCACUCCUGAUAAAAAGUCAGUGUUAAUUGAUGCUGGUGCAGAAUGGGAAUGUUAUGCCAGUGAUGUUACAAGAUGUUUUCCAAUCAAUGGUGAUUGGACUAAAGAACAUUUAGAAAUUUAUACUACUGUUUUAAAAAUGCAAGCUGCUGCUAUGGCAUUAAUUAAACCAGGUGCAUCAUGGGAACAUCUUCAUUUAACAGCUCAUAAAGUCUUAAUUGAAGAAUUUCAAAAAUUAGGUAUUUUCAAAUCAGAAUAUUCUUUAGAAGAAAUCUUUGAAUCAAAAGUCAGUGCAAGAUUCUUCCCUCAUGGUUUAGGUCAUUUAUUAGGUAUGGAUACUCAUGAUGUUGGUGGAUAUCCAAAUUAUGCUGAUCCAGAUCCAUUACUUGCUUAUUUAAGAAUUAGAAGAGAUUUAAAAGCCGGUAUGGUUGUUACUAAUGAACCUGGUUGUUAUUUCAAUCCAUUCUUAUUAGAAGAUACUUUAAAGGAUCCUAAAAGAGUUAAAUAUAUUAAUAAAGAUGUUUUAGAUAAAUAUUGGUAUAUUGGUGGGGUAAGAAUUGAAGAUGAUAUUUUAGUUACUGAAACUGGUUAUGAAAAUUUUACUGGUAUAACUUCUGAUCCUGAAGAAGUUUCUAAAAUCGUUAAAGCUGGAUUCAAGAAGAAUUUUCAUAAUAUUGUGUAGAUUGUUUUAUAGUUGUUAGAUUUAGACAUUAUGUUACUUUAAAUGAAAUAUAAACCAUAACAAAAUAU
Molecule: messenger RNA, 1697 nt
Organism: Scheffersomyces coipomensis
Lineage: Eukaryota; Fungi; Ascomycota; Pichiomycetes; Serinales; Debaryomycetaceae
Product: putative Xaa-Pro dipeptidase
Exons: 1
Coding region: 214-1629 (471 amino acids)
Biological process (GO): proteolysis
Molecular function (GO): metalloaminopeptidase activity; manganese ion binding
Source: RefSeq, a predicted model, not a curated record